GGUACAAAAGAGGUCGCCACCGGUCGAAGGGACGGCGCAACAAAAACGAAAAAGGAAGUAAAUCGUGCGAGUUUUGAGAACUACAUACGAAGUGUAACAAGCAUGUAAUUGCUGUCAAUUCGGCACCAGGUAUUUGACUCCUAGUCGACGCCUAACCCCUCCUUCCUGUAAUCACGGCCCUUGCUUUAAUUCCAAUUAAGAACGCAUCUUAGAUUAUUCGAGAACCGGGCUGAGCUGCUGCACAUAGGUGCUUCCGCAACGUGUUCGACCACGAAAUAUGCCAGAGAUAACGGAAAUUCCACCAGAUGAUGGACCUGUACCGCGAAAGGGAUCUCCUGUACAGGACAUUGGAAACGGCGAUGGUCCUAGAGCUACUCUUGACAAAGAAUCGGACGACGAUGACUUGAGCGACAUGCCACCUCUUGAGGACUUCGCGGACGAUACUCCGAACAAGAACCAAGGAAAAAAGAUAGUGAUUGAGGACGAAGAGCCGAAAAGUACGGACGAGGAAGGAUGGCUCGAUAUUCUGGGCAGUGGGGAGCUGAAGAAAAAGGUCAUCAAGCAAGGCGAAGGAAGAGACAGCAGACCACAAAGGUCGGACUGGAUCACCAUAAACUUGACCGGAAAACUGAGCGAUGGAAAAGUUGUUGAACGAAAUGAAAACUGGAAGAUUGUCUUGGGGGACCUGGAGGUAGUUUGUGGUCUCGACAUGGCAAUGGCCCUCAUGGAAAAGGGUGAAGUUGCUGAAGUAGUUGUGCCUCCAAGAUUUGGUUAUGGCGCUUUGGGAAAGGAGCCAGACAUUCCACCGAAUGCUACUUUGCACUAUGAGGUUGAGCUUAUUAGCUCUCAAACCGCGAAAGACGAAACUGAGCUUCCGUUUGAAGAUCGUCUGAGAAUAGGAGACCAGAAACGUGAACGAGGUAACUUCUGGUACAGCAGGUCCGAAUGUUCGAAUGCUACACGUUGCUACAGAAGAGCCCUGGACUUUCUAGAUGACAUGGGAUUGAACGUCUCGGACUCGCCAAAGGACCUUCAGCAGUUGCUAGACCUCAGGUUGAAGGUGUACAAUAACCUUGCAGCUGCUCAAAUGAAGAUGGGGGCACAUGAAGCAGCGUUAAAGUCCGUGGACACUGUGCUGAAAGUGCAGCCGAACAAUGUGAAAGCCUUAUUCCGCAAAGGGAAGAUACUGGCACACCAGGGUGAUGUAUCGGAAGCUGUGGAUGUUCUCAAAAGGGCUUUAAAGCUGGAGCCAGAAACAAAAGUAAUACAGCAGGAACUAGCAAGACUGGUAGUCAAGAAGAAAACUCAAGACCAAGCUGAGAAGGCAAUGUAUCGACGCAUGUUUGCCAGCACCCCUGACAAAGAGGAAGAGCAAAAAAAGCACAGUCGAUCCCGGGCACGCACUUGGAGCUUGGUAGCUGGAGCAGUAGUGGCUAUGACAGCAGUGGGCAUUGCAACAUACAAACAUUUUCAUUUAUGAGGAUGUUUUAGCUUGCGUGAUAGCCGAGGUGUGCGAUCCCAGUGCAAAAGACUGUUCCAUUGUUAACCCCAGCACAGUACCAUUGGCGUUGCAUCACAGUGGUUUGUUUAUAUGGUGGAGAGAGUACGCCAUUGCCUCGCUACCUUAGGAUAAGGAAGAGCUAAGUUUUCUUCUUUUUUUGAAUGAACCCGCAUUAAAUAAAGCUGUUUUGCAUGAUUGGA
This is a messenger RNA of Ornithodoros turicata, 1701 nucleotides long. Its product is annotated as peptidyl-prolyl cis-trans isomerase FKBP8-like. Gene Ontology annotation, cellular component: endomembrane system; membrane; mitochondrial envelope. Lineage: Eukaryota; Metazoa; Arthropoda; Arachnida; Ixodida; Argasidae. The record is from RefSeq and is a predicted model, not a curated record. Gene Ontology annotation, biological process: negative regulation of apoptotic process; protein folding. The transcript has 11 exons. Gene Ontology annotation, molecular function: protein folding chaperone; peptidyl-prolyl cis-trans isomerase activity; protein binding. Bases 278 to 1480 code for a protein of 400 amino acids.